Molecule: messenger RNA, 1200 nt
Organism: Trematosphaeria pertusa
Lineage: Eukaryota; Fungi; Ascomycota; Dothideomycetes; Pleosporales; Trematosphaeriaceae
Exons: 3
Coding region: 1-1200 (399 amino acids)
Source: RefSeq, a predicted model, not a curated record
AUGAAGCCCCUCUUGCUCUCAACUUUUCUGACACUUGCGUCCAUUUGCACCGGCCAAGGGGAACAAUCCAACCCAUUCGAUGAGCCGCUCACUGAGGACAAUGCCAACCUUAAUGCUCUCCAAGCCUACCAGCAAACAUUCGUAUGCACGGAGUUCUCCGACCAAUACUGGCGCGACGUAGUGGAGCAAUGCAAGUCUGUGUGCGUAAUGGGUCGAGCCGAUGGUGAAACGGCAAAUUCGGAGGAAGACCGAUGGGUGGAGGGCUCGUACAGUUGUCUCGGCGAGUCAGAGUGGCUGUCCUUCCGCACAGGGGAGCCUUCCGAUGAUCCCAACAUCAAGAGAGUCAGAGGCGGCCACUGUCAAUGCAAUCUUGCCAUUAUUGAAGAGCUUGGAGAUUUCUUUGUUGAAUCCGUCCAGGUAAUUGGAGAGAUGUUGGACCAAUACGUGUGUCCAUUCAUAAAGGCCCUGGACAUUGUCGUCCAGGUUGCUGAGGUGGCUAUACCUGGGGUCGGAAAAGCAAUCACUACUGGGAUGCGUACCGCUAUUGCAUCCGCCAAAGCGUUCAAAUAUGCCUACGAGGGCCAAGACGCUGCAAGAGAAUGGGCGAAUUAUCUCUUGGGCAGCCUGGGCAUAUCUGAGAGUAUGGGAUGCGGAAAGGUUCCAAGUCUCGGGGAGCUCAUGACAGCCUUCGUCCCGUUCGCCGAUGCAAGACCGGACAUAUAUGCUGAUUUCAGUACCAUACCCGGCGGCCCUGGGUGUAGGGGAAAGGGUAGAAGAGGUAAUAGAGAUAGUUGCAAUAACGACGAGAGCAAUAGCAGGUCUCCGGAUCAGAACACGGACAGCCCCGGACCUACCAAAUCCGAAAAACCGAAGAAGUCUGCUCAAGCUACUUCCCCGCCAAGCGACUCUAAGACCUCCUCUACCCCGUCCAUCUCCUCGUCCUCCUCCUUGUCCUCCUCCACGGCUCCUUCUUCCCCGCUGGGCGAGACCACGAUCUCAUCACUUACGUCUUCAACAGCUUCUGCUUCGACGAUUGAAGACAAAAAGUGCACUUACUAUAAACCUAGGCAGGGAAAUCAGAGGGUGAUGAUGAGGGAAUACUCAGAUUUUCUUAGGACAGUUGGGGACCAAAGUCAAUCGGCCUCGAAGGUAGUUGUCCAAGUUCGAGAAACAGGAAUGCAUACAGAAUUGGCAAGUUAA